This is a messenger RNA of Insectozyma verbasci, 1662 nucleotides long. NCBI's taxonomy places the organism in Eukaryota, Fungi, Ascomycota, Pichiomycetes, Serinales, Debaryomycetaceae. The record is from the annotation of a GenBank genome assembly.
AUGUCGGUUACUUUAACUAAAGAAUCGCAUACAAAUCCUGACAAAUUUAGAAUUAAAUUUAAUGACUCUCAAAGAGUUUUGGCAGCAGAUGCUAGUGAAAAAUUGAAAUUAACCAUAGAUGAAAAGUUACCACCUAUUCAUACUUCUUCCAAGGUUUCAAUUAUUGGUGCUGGAUUUGGAGGUAUUGGUACAGCAAUAAAUACCAUUGAAAAAUUAAAAGUUGAUGAUGUUGUCAUAUUUGAAAGACAUGAUAAUUUUGGUGGUACUUGGUAUGCUAAUACGUAUCCAGGUUGUGCUUCUGAUAUCCCUGCAAUUUGGUAUUCUUAUUCAUUUGCUUUAAAUUCAAAUUGGAGUAAAGUUCAACCACCACAAUACGAAAUGGAAGAAUAUCUUUUAAAAAUUACUGAUAAAUAUAAAUUAAAAGAAAAAGCUAAAUUUAAAACAAGUGUUGAUAAAUGUGUUUGGGAUGAAAAAUUAGGUAAAUGGAGAAUAUAUGCUCAUGAAAUAGAAUCUGGUCAAAGAAUUGAACAUUUAACUGAUAUAAUUUGUUCAUGUCAAGGUGGUUUAGUUUAUCCUGCUCAAUUACAAGCUGAAGGUCUAGAAAAUUUUAAAGGUAAUUAUAUGCAUUCAGCAUUAUGGGAUCAUUCAGUUAAUUUUAAAAAUAAAAAUGUUUUGGUUGUUGGUAAUGGCUGUUCUGCAAAUCAAAUUGUACCAGCAUUAUUAAACGAUCCAAAAUAUGAAGUUAAUAGUUUAACUCAGGUUUUUAGAUCAAAACAUUAUAUUAUGCCGCCGGUUCCAAAAGUUUUAUUAGUUUUAUAUCGUUUAUUAUCAUUUUCAACCAUUGGUUUGAUGUUAGUUAGAUGGUUAAUCAUUAUUGUUGCGGAAAUGAGAGUUCCAUUAUAUAAAGGCAAUGGUUUAUUAUCAAGAUUUGUUCGCUGGAUAAAUACAAGUGUAUCAGUUCACUAUAUGAAAUCAAAUUCACCAAAAGAAGUUCAUGAUUUAAUUGUACCAGAUUAUAAAAUUGGUUGUAAGAGAUUAAUUUUUGAUUAUAAAUAUGUGCCUGCAUUAAAUGAUCCAAGAAUAACAUUGACAAAUCACGGUAUCAAAGAAGUUGUUGAAGAUGGAGUUAUGCUAAAUGAUGGUACACAUGUUAAAGUAGAUAUAAUUGUUGCUUGUACUGGUUAUAACAUUCCAAAAUCAUAUUACAACUUACCUAUAAUCGGUAAAGAUGGUGUAAAUAUUGGUAAAGAUAUUUGGGAAAAAGAUGGUCCAAGUGCUUAUAGAACAUUAUUGGUUAAAAAUGCACCAAAUUUCUUCAUGAUUGCUGGUCCAAAUUCUGCAACUGGUCAUUCAUCUGUUGUUAUGGCAAUUGAAAAUGGUAUAGAUUAUUAUUUGAAAGUUGCAAAACCAAUACUUGAAGGUAAAAAGAAAUCAGUUGAAGUUAAACCACAAGUUUAUGAUCAUUGGUUUAAAACUAUACAAGCAGAAUUGAGAAAGUCUGUUUUUGGUACUCCAUUUGGUGGUUGUGUUUCUUGGUAUUCAGAUGAAAAAGUUAAUUCAACAGCUUAUGCUUGGUCUCAAUUACAUUAUUGGUAUAUAACACAUUUUCCGAAUUAUAACGAUUUAACAUAUACUUCGAUAGAAGAUAAAAAAAUUAAAUAA